AUGAAGCACUUCAAGGAGCUCACGGCCGUAGUUUUGACACUGUUGGCUACCGUUGCAUACGCUCAGGAGGGCGAGGCGCCCACCGUUCCCUCGGAUGUCGAAGUUCUCGAAAAGGACACUUUUGACACUUUUGUCACCAAGCACCCAUUGGUCCUUGCCGAGUGUAAGUUUGUGGUUCCUUUGUCGAAACGUCGAAACUUGGGCAUACGUGUCCUUCUGCGUGUUUCUCAGCUCGAGAUCCCCGCCGCACACUCAGGGUUACUAGUGAGGACUUGGGACGAGCUCUGGCUAACACCGAUUUUGCUAGUUUAUGCUCCUUGGUGUGGGCACUGCAAGGCUCUUGCUCCAGAGUAUGAAGAUGCCGCUACAAAGCUGAAAGAGAAGGACAUCCAUCUUGCCAAAGUCGAGUACGUGGUCACUUAUUCCGUAUUUUUUUUUUUUGAGCCAAUCGCUAAUUUCCGCAUAGCUGUACCGUUGAGGCCGAGCUUUGCGAGCAGCACGGCGUUCAGGGAUACCCUACCCUCAAGAUUUUCCGUGGUCCUGAUAACUCCUCGCCCUAUUCUGGCCAGAGGAAGUCUGAUGCGUAAGUUAAUCGGUUACACCUGUAUUGCGGUUAUAUAUAUGCGUAGCUUAUCGCUAAUUGUUCGGCAGCAUCGUUUCGUACAUGACAAAGCAGGCUCUUCCCGCUGUCUCGCUCUUGGAUGGGCAAACUAUUACCGAGUUCAAGACUGCUGAUAAGAUUGUUGUCGUUGCCUAUCUCUCCGCUGACGAUAAGGAGAGCAACGCCACCUUUACCGCUGUCGCUGAGAAGCUUCGUGACAACUACCUCUUUGGUGCCACCUCUGACUCUGCUCUUGCUGAGGCUGAUGGCGUCAAAGCUCCGGCUAUUGUUCUUUACAAGACCUUCGAUGAGGGAAAAGUUGUCUAUGGUGGAGCCUUCACCGCCGAGGAGAUCACGGCCUUUGCUAACACUGCCUCCAUCCCCCUCAUGGGCGAGGUUGGCCCGGAGACAUACGCUGGAUACAUGGCCGCCGGAAUCCCCCUCGCCUACGUUUUCGUUGAUGGCGAAGAGGUUAAGGAGAGACUCACUGCCGCCAUCAAACCAAUUGCCCAGCAGUACAAAGGCAAGAUCAACUUCGCUACCAUCGACGCAGUGGCCUAUGGCGCCCAUGCCGGCAACCUUAACCUUGAGGCCAAGUGGCCCGCUUUCGCCAUCCAGGACACCGUAAAGAACCUCAAGUUUCCUUUUGACCAGAAGAAUGAGAUCACCGAGCAGUCCAUCUCCGAGUUCGUUAAGGAUUACGCUGAGGGCAAGAUUAGCCCUAGCAUCAAGUCUGAGUCCGUUCCCGCGACCCAAGAGGGGCCGGUUCAUGUUGUUGUCGCCAACAACUAUGAUGAGAUUGUCAUGGACAACGACAAGGAUGUCCUUAUCGAGUUUUACGCCCCGUGGUGCGGCCACUGCAAGAACUUGGCCCCCAAGUACGAAGAGUUGGCUGCUCUUUACUUCGACAACCCCGAAUACAAGGACAAGGUGGUUGUUGCCAAGGUAGACGCUACUGCCAAUGAUGUUCCUGUCGAGAUCCAAGGAUUCCCAACCAUCAAGAUGUACCCUGCCGGCGCAAAGGGCUCGCCAAUUGACUACGCUGGUUCUCGCACUGUUGAGGACCUUGCCACCUUCAUCAAGACCAACGGUAAAUACAAGGUUGACGCUUAUGUCCCACCUCCACCAGAGCCUGAGACCGAGGAGGAGGUUGAGGAGGUCGGGGCCGAGGAGCCGGCGGAGGAGACUCCCGUUGGAUCGGCUGCGGCAGCUGCUACUGAGACUGCUAAGGAAGGCGUCAAGAAGGCUACCGAGGGUGCACAGGCUGUUGUUGGCGAUGAUGACUAUGUAGGUGGCUCUCUAUCUCAAGUGCUCUAACCCCUGCUAAUCACUGGAUAGGUACCUCAUGAGGAAUUGUGAACGCUUGUAUUUAACUAACUUUCGAGACGUAUUGUUGAUGGCGAGGGCUGGAGAAAUGGGGUCCUGUGUCGUUCCAUAUUUUUGACGCAAGCCGCUUAUGGGGUUAUCGUUUUUCGGUUUUCAUUUUUUUCUUCAACCAACCGGUCCCUUUUUUUCCUCUUACUCUAUGGGUUAUAUGUGUUUUUAUGAUACGGGGGUUUCUUUUCUCAAUGUGACUGUACAACGUUUUCAAAA
Tuber aestivum (summer truffle) is the source of this 2194-nucleotide messenger RNA. The record is from the annotation of a GenBank genome assembly. NCBI's taxonomy places the organism in Eukaryota, Fungi, Ascomycota, Pezizomycetes, Pezizales, Tuberaceae.